This is a messenger RNA of Bufo bufo (common toad), 2768 nucleotides long. Its product is annotated as gastrula zinc finger protein XlCGF26.1-like. NCBI's taxonomy places the organism in Eukaryota, Metazoa, Chordata, Amphibia, Anura, Bufonidae. The transcript is spliced from 2 exons. The coding region runs from base 84 to 1538 and encodes 484 amino acids. The record is from RefSeq and is a predicted model, not a curated record.
CCCCGUGUAAGAGUGAGGUGGAGGAGGACAUUCCAGUCCAUGUGACCACAGAAAAUCUCAGUAAGAAGCCUGAAGAAAACAUCAUGUUAUCUCUGAAUUAUAAAGAAAAUCAGGAUAUCAUGCAGCGCUCUUCAGGAGAAAACCUCAUUGUGUAUCCAUUGCUUCUCAUUACACAUCCAUCAUAUAAUCCCCCUAAUCACAAGGAACCUUCUCCUGACCAAUCGCAGCUUGUUAUCACAAGUAUUGGGCAGAAAAGGGGUAAAAGGUUUCAAUGUGGGGAAUGCGGAAAACAGUUCACAUAUUCGUCAGAACUUUCUGUACACAGAAGAAUUCACACAGGAGAGAAGCCGUAUUCAUGUUCAGAAUGUGGAAAACCUUUUUUAAAUAAAUCAAGUCUUGUUAUACAUCAGAGAAUUCACACAGGAGAAAAACCUUAUUCAUGUUCAGAAUGUGGGAAAGGUUUUAUAAGUAAAUCAAAACUUGUUUUACAUGAGAGAAUUCACACAGGGAAGAAGCCGUAUUCAUGUCUAGAAUGUGGGAAAUGCUUCAUAAGUAAAUCAAAACUUGUUAUACAUGAGAGAAUUCACUCAGGAAAGAAACCUUUUUCAUGUUCAGAAUGUGGGAAAUGCUUUACAGACAAAUCAAGUUUCGCUAUGCAUGAAAGAAUUCACACAGGAAAGAAGCCAUAUUCAUGUUCAGAAUGUGGAAAAUGUUUUAUAAAUAAAUCGGAUCUUGUUAAACACGAGAGAAUUCACACAGGAGAGAAGCCGUAUUCAUGUUCAGUAUGUGGGAAAUGUUUUACCCAGAAUGCAACCCUUGUGAAACAUAAAAGAAUUCACACAGGGGAGAAGCCAUUUUCAUGUUCAAAUUGUGGGAAAAGCUUUACAAAUCAGUCAAAUCUUGUUACACAUGAGAGAAGUCACACAGGAGGGAGACCGUAUUCAUGUUCAGAAUGUGGGAAAUGUUUUUCCCAGAAAUCAAAUCUUCUUGCACAUUGGAGAAUUCACACAGGGGAGAAGCCGUAUUCUUGUCUAGAAUGUGGGAAAUGUUUUGCAAAAAAAUCUGAUCUUGUUAGUCAUGAGAAAAGUCAUACUGGAGAGAAGCCAUAUUCAUGUUCAGAAUGUGGGAAAUGUUUUACACGUAAGUUAAAUCUUAUAAAACAUGAGAGAAUUCACACAGGAGAGAAGCAGUAUUCAUGUUCAGAAUGUGAGAAAUGUUUUACCAAGAAAUCAAAUCUUGAUCAGCAUAAGAGAAUUCACACAGGAGAGAAGCCGUAUUCAUGUUCAGAAUGUGGAAAAUGCUUUACACAGAAACCAAGCCUUAAUCAACAUCAGAAAAUUCACACAGGAGAGAAGUCGUAUUUAUGUUCAGAAUGUGGGAAAUGUUUUAGAAACAAAUCAAGUCUUGAUCUGCAUCGGAGAAUUCACACAGGAGAGAAACCAUUUUCAUGUUCAGAAUGUGGAAAAUGCUUUACAGAUAAAUCACAUCUUAAUAGACAUGAAAGAAUUCACACAGGAGAGAAGCCGUAUUCAUGGUAAGAAUGUUGGCAAUAUUUUACAAGUAAAUUAGAGCUUGAUCAACAUAAGAGAAUUCACAUAAGAGAGAAACCUGUUUGAUAUUUUUACAAGGAAAUUAAAUUUUGAAAGUCAAAAGAGAAUUGACACAGAGAAUAAACCACAAUCCUGUUAAGAAUGUGGCAAAUGUUUUAAGAGAAAAAUAAGACUUUACUCAUAACGGCCUUCUUUACUGUCAGAGCAGUGAUGAUGAAUUGUCCUCAUGAACCUCCUAUCUUCUUACUGUAUUCAUACCUCCACCCACACUGCAGGAGACUUCAGAGGACAUAGUGUAAGGGGAAGGACUCCCCAUGAAGACUUUAUCUAACAUUUGGACAUAUUGAUAUUCGAUCUUCAUACAGUAUAUAAAGGUAAAAGUGAUGGAAUAGAAGAAAACAGCGAUAAUAAAUUUGCAGUAAUGGACUGAGCAUGGCGGAUUACUGAUCAGCAUCGUUACCCGGUAGCUCUGGGGUCCUGGUUUCAAAUCUGACCAAGGACAACAUCCGUAUGGAGUUUGUAUGUUCUUCAUGUGGUUUCCUCUCACACUCCAGAACCAUACUGAGAGGGUAAAGCAGGGAUCAGCAACCUCCGGCACUCCAGGUGUUGUGAAACUACAUCUCCCAUCAUGCACACUUGCUUGACUGUUCUCUAAUCUCCCACAGAAGUGAAAGAAGCAUGCUGGGAGUUGUAGUUUCACAACAGCUGGAGUGCCGGAGGUUGCUGAUCCCUGGGGUAAAGAGUUUGGCUGCUUUUUAUUUUCAGAAAUGUGUUCAAAAUGCAGUCACUUACUAAUAUCAUGUCUUUAGAAGAUGUGCUCUGCAGUCCUUAUGACUAUGCGGCUGCCACUUGUGUUCUCCAGCUGGCCUCACCGAUUGUCCAGAACAUGGUAAUGGAGGGACAUGUGCUCAGACCAGUCUAUCAGUGGCCUCCAGUAAAUCUCACUAUAUAUGGGCUGGGAAACUGGUAUGUGUACAGUCCCUGUGCUACAGAUUGACAGGUCUGGCCACCGGACCCUCCAUCAGUGGUCAUGUUAGGACAGGAGAACCGCUCUAUCGGGAAGUGUCAACUAUAACCUCAGUCCUCGAAGUUCUUUUCAGACUCUAAUAAUGAGGAUGCAACAACAUUAGGCUAUUAUAAAUAAUAUGAUAUGAAUAAAACAAAAUAAAAACACUAAAUAUGUCGAUUUUCCAACCAUGUACCCGAAUAAGGGUUCAU